This is a messenger RNA of Pecten maximus, 1212 nucleotides long. Its product is annotated as mediator of RNA polymerase II transcription subunit 22-like. Gene Ontology annotation, biological process: regulation of transcription by RNA polymerase II. The transcript has 4 exons. The coding region runs from base 127 to 549 and encodes 140 amino acids. The record is from RefSeq and is a predicted model, not a curated record. NCBI's taxonomy places the organism in Eukaryota, Metazoa, Mollusca, Bivalvia, Pectinida, Pectinidae. Gene Ontology annotation, molecular function: transcription coregulator activity. Gene Ontology annotation, cellular component: mediator complex.
GUCGUGGAAAAGCUUCACCACCAACACCCUCUUUACAAACAUUGUACAGACGGAGGGUUCCCGGCCGACAUCCGAAACAAAGGAAGCUGUGGUAAUGACUGUUCCCUGAUGUUUUACCUCUGAAUCAUGGCUAGCCAGCGUGCCCUUCCUCAGAGCAAGGAGGCCCUACUGAAAUCCUACAAUAAGAAACUCAAAGAUGACAUCAAGUCCAUGUUAGAUAAUUUUACAGAAAUCAUCAAGCUUGCAAGAGGGGAAGAGGAGUCUCAGGUUUCUAAGACAACACAGAUAGAGCAAGACCAGUAUGAAAUGCAAGUCCGUGGCUCCAACAUUGUGAGAGCAGGAGAAUCUCUGAUGAAACUAGUGUCCGACCUGAAGCAGUUUCUUAUUCUCAACGACUUUCCUUCUGUAAAUGACUCCAUUACAAAGAACAGUAAACUGUACAAAGAUCUACAGAGUGAAUGUGACACUAAACUGUUAACACUCCGUGAUGAUAUGGCUGUCGACUUGUUUGAGCUGGAGGAUGAAUAUUACUCAUCAAGUUACAAGUGACCUCAAAUGUCACAAACUUGUAUAUCUCAAAAUGUGUUUGUACGAACUUGUGAUGAGAAACUGAUUACUCUUUUUUUUCAAAUGGUGCCCAGAAUGAGAUACUGUGGCUAUGACUUCAUCAAAUGGUGCUGCUGCUCCUCCAGUCAUGUAUAUUUCUUCAAUUUAUCAUUAAGUAACAUCAGUUGCAACUACCUUGUACCUUGUAAUCGAGGAAAUUGUCAGUUGAGGAAGCUUUGUCUUCAUUGUCUGGAAUGAUCUACUUCAGGGUUUUUGGGAUCUCAUCAAACUGCACGUCGAAGUGUUAUUGUGGUUUUUAUUGGAUUGGAUACAAAAGACUGGACCAAUAUGCAAUUGUAUUUAUGUGCACACGCUUGACACAGUAUUUGCUGGUAUAGAAUGACUAUAUCCUUAUAUGGUAAAAAUAUAAAUAAAUUGUUUAAACUUGUGACAUGUAAGAACUUAUUUCAAAUGAGUAAUUAAUUAUUAUUUAGCUUGAAACAACUUGUAAGUUUAGUAACAAGCUAUUUAAAGAUUUGUAGAUAGAAUUUCAUAUGGUAUAACCAGUCUUAAGUUUAACAUUGUGAUGUUACUAUAACUGGCACAUGCAUAUAUGUCACCAUUGUCACCAAAACUAAGGAAUAAAAAAACCAGAAACCAAAUAGA